Molecule: messenger RNA, 1236 nt
Organism: Penicillium cinerascens
Lineage: Eukaryota; Fungi; Ascomycota; Eurotiomycetes; Eurotiales; Aspergillaceae
Exons: 1
Coding region: 1-1236 (411 amino acids)
Source: RefSeq, a predicted model, not a curated record
AUGUAUCAUUACUCCAGUCCACCACCGGGGUGGUCGACCUACGACUACAGUCAGUCGCCACCCACCUCGCCUCACUACGCCUACUACGCCUCUCAGUACGCCAACGCAUACGCAUCGCCUCGCGGCACGCGACGACACACCCGCAAGGCCAGCUACACGGCCACCAAAGACCCCAGCUAUUACUCGGGGCACUCGCAACCUUACUACGAGGCGACGCCAGAAUAUGGCAUGCCGCGCAAGCACGAUCAUGUAAGUGCUUCUUUCGCGGGCUCGCCCAAACACCGUCGCACCCAUACGACCGGUCAUCCUGCGGGGGGUGGCCUCGGCACCGGUACCGGCACCGGAUUCAGCUCGCAAUGGCAGCACCAGCCCAUCUUCGUAGAUGUGGUUGACGAUGCAUUCGAUGUUCCGCGCUACGCUUCGCGCGAGCAGCCCCGACCUCGCCCAGGCCGUCCCCCGGCUUCGACUCCCAAACGAGAUGGCCCCCCAGGCCACCGUCGCGCCGCUUCGACCUCUCAUCGCAAAUCAAAUCCACCCGCUGAUUCUCACUUUUACUUCAAUCAGGUUCCUAACAACGAGGACAUCGAAUCAGCCCGUCGCUCCCAUGCUCGUCGCCAGUCCACUUCCACUCGCACUCCGAACAAGCCCAAGCCCGCUCCCGCCUCCAAGCCGCCACCCGUCGCCACCGAGGAUGAUGCCGAGCGCGCCGGAAUCCCACCCGGCUACUCGAUCAAGAACUGGGACCCUACCGAGGCCCCCAUCAUUCUCCUCGGCAGUGUAUUCGACGCCAACUCUCUCGGCAAGUGGAUCUACGACUGGACGGUUUUCCACCAUGGCGCAUCGACACCCAUGGCCGAUGUGGCAGGCGACUUGUGGCUUCUGCUGAUCAAACUCGCGGGCAAAGUAAAGCGAGCCGAUGAAUGUCUUCCGCGCAUCCAGCGCCAGGAAGCGGCAGAAGUGGUUGAAGACUUCCUGGAAAGCGGUGAUCGACUGUGGACGCGGUUCAAGAAGCUUCUCAAAGCAUGUGAGAUGUUCAUGUGGAAGGCUGCCAAGCGGGAAGGUGGCAAGGGCCCGGUUUCCAUGGGCCGCAAUGCAGGCUGUGAAUUUGUCGACUCGAUAUUCGGCCGCGACCGGGAGCUUGAGAACACGGAGAAGCUGAUGAACAGUAUCCGGCUGUGGAAUAUGCGGUUCGACGCCAACUGUGAAGACAUCCUUCGCCGACCGUCUGCCAAAUAG